CCAUCACACUGGUGGCUGGGGUGGGAGGUUAAUUGUGACCGAGCUUCCUUGAUUUGUUCAGGAAUAAUAGGAUUGGAGCCAGACAAGGAUAGGGCUGGGGUUGGGCGGUAUGAGGUUGGGGACGUUGUCAACCCUGGGUCUCAACUGUUUCCUGUCAGCCUGGCCUAGGUGGUACUGACAGAGGGAGGGAGAAAGGAGUCGGUUCAGUCUAAACUGGGUUCUGGAGUUCCUUGCUUCAGGAUUAAGCUGAAAGGCCAGCCUCUCUGUGCCGUCUAUCAGCCUGGUGUGUCUAGAGCAGUCACAGGGUCCGAACAGAGCAGUGGAAGGCACCGGAGCCCCAUCUACUCCUCUUUCUCUCACUCACAAUACUCCCUCUUUUUCUCUCUUCCUUUCUCCCCCCUUUACCUCCCAGUCUUACAGUAGACUUCCCCUGUACACUCCUGCCCAGAGGAAAGAACAGGGGGAUACGGUUUCCACAACAAUGGAAAUUCAAUCAGGAAAUGGAGAGGAGUUGGAGGUGGUGAGUGGCAAGUCAAUAGUGACCCCGGGGUCCGUUUCCUCCUCGCCAUAUCUCUCUGGCCCUCAGGCAGACGGCACGGACGACCAAGUACUCCGGGAGGACCUCCAGGCUGCCAAGACCAUUGAGAGAUUUGACAUCCCUCUGAGUAGCUUGAAGAGGAUGUUUGAGAAGCCCCCAGGAGCAACAAACACCGAAGUGAGAGCCGUACAGUCCAGCACAUCUAGAAGAGCCCCAGCCAGUAGCUACCAGCUGGACCAGAAGAGCGACUCAUCACCUGGUGAGAACAUGGCCUCAACUCAAGAACCCAGCCUCUCUGCGGGCAGCGCGGGUGGAACCAGGUCAAGACGUCCUGAGGAAAGGGAAGGGGUGGUGAGUCAGAGGAAAGGAGACGGAGGAGCGCCCACCAGCGAGGAGCCGGAGUCCGUGUCACUAAAGGAACGCAUGGCCAUGUAUCAGGCUGCCGUGUCCAAGAAGGAGGCCAGCAGCUCAUCCGCCACGGUUAUGGAGGAGUCUGAAGCCUGUUCUCUGCCAGGGGGUCUGGCCAGCGUGAAGAAACAGUUUGAGAGCCAGGAGUACGCCUCAUCCUCCCAGUCCCAGACCAACAUUACUCAGGUCCACGUAGAAAAGAGAUCCGUGCAGGAGAUGUCCAGCUCACAGGAGGUGACAGUGAAGAGCAGUGUCAGAGAGGUCAUUCCCACCACUCAGCAAGUGGCCUACUUCCAUGACCAGGAGGUGACUUAUGAUCAAAGAGUUCAACAAAGCAACGUGGCCUCCAGUUAUGAAAACCAUUAUGAUGAAACAGUUAAGGUCAUAGGAGGAGAGGACUUACCAAAGGUCUCCACUCAGGCUUUGAAGCAGCAGUAUGAGAAGACGAUCGAACAGGCCACGCCGGGCAAGCAAAUUAAGAUUGAUCUGGAUUAUAACCAGUUUCAAUGGGCACCGGUAAACCAGUCCUCCUCAGCAGCAGCUAUCUAUGAAAGUUUGUCCACUGUGAAACCGUCAUCCAGGGCUUCAGCAGCAACGAGCUAUGAAUCCUCAUCCACUAUGAGGACAGGGGUUGUCUCUUCCUCUAAUGCUGCCUCAGCCUCAUCCAAUAUCAGGACAGGGGUUGUCUCUUCCUCUACCGCUGCCUCAGCCUCAUCCAUGGAUUAUGAGACCGUGGAGCACUUCCCUCCUCCACCCACUGAACUACUGCCCCAGGAGGUCCCUGAGUGCUGUGACUCUCUCCCGCCUCAGGAGCAGGCUGGUCAACAGAGAUACAUCUUCAACAAAGAGCAGUACUCCAAGCAGAGGAACCUCAAUGAGUUGAAGCGCCUGUACAAGCACAUGCACCCAGAGGUUCGGAGGACCAUGGAGAAGGAUUACUUCACCGACGUCACGGAGAUCGAGCAGUCACAGCUGGAUAGUGAAGAUGAGAUGACCGGGGAAGUCCAGCAGGCUUGCUAUGUGUUUGAGAACAGUGGUGGGGAUGAAUGUAUGAGCCCUGAGGGAGAUUACCUGGAGUGGGAUGAGAUCCUUAAAGGGGAGGUGCAGUCCAUGCGCUGGAUGUUUGAGAAUAAGCCGCUGGAUACCAUUAAAGAUGACACCCCAGAUGAGGAUGAUGAAGUGAAGAACAUUGCUGAGCAGGAAAUCAUUGCAGGAAGUGAUGUCAAAUACACAGCAUGGAUGUUUGAGACCCAGCCCAUGGAUGCGCUGCGUGCAGACACCCCAGAAUCCACUGUACAGACAGGGAAAUUGACCGAGCUAGCGAGAGGAGAUGUACGAACAGCCACCUAUCUUUUCGAGACCCAGCCACUGGAUUGUCUGAAUAAAUUCUACCAGGAGGAUGAGCAAGCCUUGGAGGUUGUCUUCACUAAAGAUAUUACAGGAGGGGACGUGAAAACGGCCAGGUAUCUGUUUGAAACUCAACACUUGGAUUCCCUCAGCCACACAGAGACCAUUGAGGAGAGCCACUUCUUGAACCUGAAGUCAGAGCUUGAGGAGAUCAAAGGGGAAGUGAAGACAACCACACGGAUGUUUGAGACCCAGCCCAUGUGUGUCAUCAGGGGCGACUCUGGAAAUAUACUGGAGAUCACCGCCAUCCGCAGGGAGGAGAUGGAGAAAGGAGACGUGAAGACCUCCCGCUGGCUCUUUGAGACCCAGCCUCUGGACAUGAUCAACAAAGACCCUGCCAAGGUGAAGCUGAUCUGUGGAGUCUCCAUGGAGGACAACUCGCAGGGAGGCGUGAACCGGGGGAGGUGGCUGUUCGAGACAAAGACACUGGACUCCAUUAAAGACGAGGAAUGGCAAAGCAUCAGGCAAAAGGAGGAGAUUAUUGGAGCAGAUGUACGGAAGCACUGCUUGGUUUUCGAGACACAGCAGAUGGAUACUCUGAAAGACAACGCCAAUGCCAGACCUUUACCCUCAGAGGAGAUUGUAGGAGGUGAUGUGCGAUCAGCAAAACAUCUGUUUGAGACAGUGCCAAUGGAGAACCUGAAGGAUCUGGCUGAAGUAGGGAAACUUCAGAAGAUGGUUGCGUCCGAGGAGGAGAAGGGUGAUGUUAGACAUCAGAAGUGGGUUUUUGAAAGUCAACCACUUGAAAACAUAAGGGAGGAGAAGAAGGAAAUGACACGCACUAUAAACCUUGAAGAACUUGAUAAGGGCGACGUCACAAAUCACAAGGAAAGAUUUGAAACCUUGGAUUUAAGCAGAUGUGAGGGGGCACAGAGAAUCCAAGUUGAAGGUGUUACCAGUGGGUCUGUGAAAUCAAACAAAGUUCUUUUUGAAUCCACCCCGAUGUAUGCCAUGCAAGACAGCGAGGGACACUACCACGAGGUGAAAACCGUGCGACGUGAGGAGAUAGUAAAAGGAGAUGUUCGCAGCUGCAGGUGGAUGUUUGAAACACGUCCUAUCGAUGAGUUUGAGGAAAGUAUCAAUAAAUUCCAGAUUAUAAAAGGUAUAUCAAAGGAGGAGAUUGAAUCGGGCGAUGUCAAGACUGCCAAGUGGUUAUUUGAAACUCAACCCCUCGAUGGUAUUAAACAUUUUAGCAACACUGAAGAAGAUGAAACUAAGACAAAGGAGAGUGUUGAAAUUGAGAAGGGUGAUGUGAAAACCUGCAGGUGGCUGUUCGAGACUCAACCAAUGGAUAAUCUGUAUGAGAAAGCAGAUAAGGUGAGGAAUGAGACUGAGGUUGAGGAGGUCAACAAAGGGGACGUCAAAACAUGCACAUGGCUCUUUGAGACUCAGAACCUUGAUAACAUCUGUGACCAUUCCGAGUCUGAAUCGGAGACCGUUCUCAAAACCUGCACUGUCAAACAAGAGGACGUCCAAGGCAAAGAUGUGCAUCACGCUCGCUUCCUCUUUGAGACAGAGAACCUGGAGAACCUCACAGGGGAGGAGAGUGGUGCCUUCAGGAGAGUGACUAAGAUUGAUGUCCAGUCUGGAGAUGUGUCUAGGAUGAAGUUUCUCUUCCAGAAUAGGUCUUCAGACAUCAUGACCUCAACCUCAGCUGAAACGAUGCAUAAGCUGAAGACCCUUACGGCGGAGGAAAUUCAGAAAGGAAAUGUAGUGAACAACAUGUGGCUUUUUGAAAACCAACCUAUAGACACUAUCUGUGAGGAUACAGAGGGGGCCAAGGACACUCGCACCGUAACCGAUGUGCUGGGAGGAAACGUUGGUCAAGGACGCUUCGUUUUCGAGACUUACUCUCUUGAUAAAAUCCAAGAGGAGUCCACCGAGACUGAGAUGUCAAAACUCCAGAGCAUCAUCAGGGAUGAUAUAGAGAAAGGGGAUGUGAAAAGCUACACCAUGAUGUUUGAAAAUCAGCCACUGUAUGCAAUCUGUGACAAAGAGGGCCACUACCAUGAAGUUACCACUAUGACAAAGGAAGAAAUCAUGAGCGGAGAUGUGGUGGGGGCACGGUGGUUAUUUGAGACAAAACCUCUGGAUUCAAUAAGGGACACAGACGACGUCUAUGUCAUCAAAUCUGUCACUGAGGAGGACGUCCAGAAAGGUGAUGUCAGCACGGCCAGGUGGAGGUUCGAAACACAACCUCUUGAUGAAAUCGCUGAGGACAUGAAAAUAUUGACUAAAACAGUUGAAGAUAUCCAGGGUGGUGAUGUGAAGACAAACAAACACCUUUUUGAGACAGAUGAACUGUCCCAGAAGUAUGUUAGAACUGUUAGCGUGAGUGAGAUCCAAAAAGGGGACGUCAGGACUGCCUCGUGGAUGUUUGAAACACACAGCAUCGAUAAGAUCCGUGGCGAGGUCUCAGAAUAUGAUGAAAUGGAGACCGUGACAAAAGAAGAAGUGAUGAAAGGAGAUGUCAAACAGUCUGUGUGGCUCUUUGAAAAACAGCCGCUUGACAGCAUUAAAGAGUCAGACGGAACAGAGACUGUUGUCACCCGGGAGGAGAUCCCACAAGCAGAUGUAAAGACAACAACAUGGCUUUUUGAAACCACUCCUUUAACCAAAUUUAAUGAGAACAGUGUAGAAAGAACUGAAAUAAUGGGGAAGAGCAUCAAAGAGACCCUUGAAGAGCUGUAUUGUCAGAAAAUGGUUGACUCACAAGGGAUUCUCAUUGAGACGGAUGAGAUAGGAGAUGUCAGAAUGGCAAAAUAUAGACUCUUGAACCAAGAUGCUCCAGAAAUCCAGAAGGAGGAGGUGAUCAGAGGGGAUCUGAACAAUAUCAUGAUGAACCUCCUAAACAGACGAGAAAUGACAGAGACAGGGAUAGUCAUAGACCAGGACGAGAGAGGCAACAUCAACACAACAGUAAAACAGCUAUUCAACCAAGAAAAGGGAUUCAAUGUUGAGAAGGAGGAAAUCCUCAGAGGCGACAUUCAAGAGGCCAUCAACAACCUACUGAAGGAGGAGGGCUCCUCAAAACGUGGAAUUCUGAUUCAAGAAGAUGAAAAGGGAGAUGUGCGAAUGACUAUAUACUCCCUCCUCAAUAAGGAAGAUGGUGGUGGCAUUGAGAAGGAGGAUAUCAUCAAAGGCAAUGUCAGUAGGACCCUUCACAGUCUCUUGUCCAACCCAGGGUCAGAGGAAUCUAAAAGGAUAAGGGUGGAAGACACUGAGAGGGGUAACGUUAGCUUUUACUCCACCUGUAUUGAAUCUGGGGCACUGGAUUACCUCAAACAACUCCAGUUUGAACCUAAUGAGGAAAAAGAACAGGCGCAGAAGGAGCGUAUUAUUGGCGGCGACGUUAUGGAAACCAAAAUGACACUAAGGAAGAAUCAACAGCAGAUUGAACGCACAGUAGCUGAGGACGAUAUUGUCCCGGGUGAUGUCAACAACACAGUGAAGGUGUUCAUGAUGGAACCUGCUCUCUUGCUGGACAACCUGCAGAAGGAGGAAAUUGUCAAGGGAGAUCUGAGGGCGGCCCUGGACUCACUGACCAAAACUAUUAGCAAGAGAGUUGUGAUAGAGAAAGAGGAAGUGGUGAAAGGGGACCUGCACACCACUCUGAGGUCUUUGGAGGAGGCUCAAAACCAAGCCAAGGAAAUGGAAAAGCCAGAAAUUGUCCGAGGUGAUAUCCGAGGAGCCCUCCAAUCAUUAGAGAAAUCGUCGACCACCAAGACUGAGGUAACUGUUGAGGAUUUAGUGCCCGGCGAUAUCAAAGGCACCUUGAAAUCACUAGAAGAGGCUAAGCAGGCAGUGAAAGAGAUGGAAAAGGAGGAGAUUGUAAAGGGAGACAUUCAUAUUGCGCUGAAGGGUUUGCAUGAGGCCUCGAGUGAGAAAAAGCUUUACCAGCACCAAGUGAGUGAACAGGGGGACGUGAGAGGCACAAUACAGCUGUUACUAGAACCAUCCACAUCCCCCCGAAUGCAACGCAGGGGAAGCACUGAGGGAGAUGUGAAGACCUCCAUAAAAUGCCUCUAUGAAGGGCAGGGGCAGGACCAGGAUGAGGAGCAAUCACAGAUGGAGAAGGAGGAGGUGAUAAAGGGAGAUGUUAAAGGAGCCAUAAAGAAUCUGAUGCAGAGAAAAGAAUAUUCAAAUCGGAAAGUACGAAAGUAUCCUCCCAGGAAAGCUCCUAGAGCUCAUGUGAAAAAUCCAUUACCCACACAGCAAGUGAUGGACCAUGAAUACUCAAAUGUGGCUAAGAAUGAGAACGUCACAGUCAAUCUAGCCCCUGCUGUGAAAAACCUGUCUCAGAGUCAGAGCAGUAAAUCACAGGACACCACACAAAAGCACACUGGGACGUACACCGAGAACAAAUCAGUGAAGAGCAGCAAGACCCUCACCCAAGAGGAACACUCUAUGACAACACAGGUCCAAACAGUCAAUAUUUUGGAGGCCUCACAGCAGGAACAUGUAAAAGAACAGACUGAAGUUAAAGAACAGACACAGAGUGUGAAACAGAAAAUGCAACCCCCUCCUAAGCACAUGAUCAUAAAGAAGAAAAACCUGACCAAUCAGAUGACCGAUAAUACAUCAAUUAAUCAGAUGACAGAGAUUAAAGCAGCCAAUCAGAGGACUGUGAAUAAAGCAGCCAAUCAGAGGACUGUGAAUAAAGCAGCCAAUCAGAUGACUGAGAAUAAAGCAGCCAAUCAGAUGAUUGUGAAUAAAUCAGCCAAUCACAUGACUGAGAAUAAAGCAGCCAAUCAGAUGAUUGUGAAUAAAUCAGCCAAUCACAUGACUGAGAAUAAAGCAUCCAAUCAGAUGAUUGUGAAUAACUCAGCCAAUCAUAUAACUGAGAAUAAAGCAGGCAAUCAGAUGAUUGUGAAUAAAUCAGCCAAUCAUAUGACUGAGAAUAAAGCAGUCUCAGACAUAAAUGUGACGAAAGAAACACAGAGAGAAACACAAGUCUCAGACAUGAACGUGACAACACAGGUCAAAACAGUCAAUAUGUCUGAGUCCUCACAGCAGGCACAUGUUAAAAAACAGGCUGUGAAACAGAGAAUACCACCACCCCCUAAACCCAUCUUCAUAAAGAAGAAAAACAUGACCAAUCAGAUGACUGACAAUACAUCAACGAAUCAGAUAACUGAGAAUGAAGCAGCCUCAGACAUACAUGUGAUGAAAGAAACACAAAGCACAUCUCAAACUAAUAUUGUUUCAAAGCAAACACAGGAAACAAAAACAAUGAAACAGUUGCAAACAACUGUGACAGAACAUAAGACUGUUACACAAAAACACAACGUCAAAAAUCUGAAUACAAAUUUCCGGAACCUGGACGUGAAGAGAAAAGGUAUGAUAAAGAAAGGGACGCCUGAGAUUCAUUUCCCUCCUCCUCCCACGUCCCCGCCUCCACCCUCUGAGUCUGAGAUGUCUCUUCCUCCCCCGCCCUCACCAGUGGCAGGCAGCCCAAUGUCCCUGUCAUGCCAUAGCCCAAUGUUUCCCACAUCCCGUCCCCUGAUUAUGAGACAGGACAGUGACCUUCCGCCUCCACCUCCUCCACCCCCAGCAGAAUGCGGGGAGCCUGACUUUUUCCCUUCUCCCCCACCCCCACCCUCCGAGGCAGGGCAAGACUUUCUUCCUCCACCGCCCUCACAGCAAGAGAUAAACUCAAUGCCACACCAAGUGCCUACACCACCACCUGGAAAGCCAUUUAAAGCUAGGCCUUUAUUCAAAAUCCCAAAAUCUGAGCCACCCAAGAAACCAAUACUGGUCAAACCAAAAUGGCAGAAAAAGCAAGCAGUACCACCACCGCCUCCUCCACCUCCUCAGCCAAUGACAGUUCAGGCAGAACAUAAAGAGGAAGCAGUAGUCAAGGAAGUCAAGAGUGAAAUCGGUUGUAAACAGGUGGAAACUACAAAUACUACCAACACACAGGUUCAAUCUGAUUUUACAGUGUCCAUGACUAAAAUCCCUUCACCAAUCCCAGUGGCAAAACCACAACAGGAAGAGUUGCCACGACCACCUAAAAAGGUAUUCAUCCCUCCAAUCAAAAUACCCCCACCUGCAGAGCCUGCCCCAGUUGCAAAACCUAAACCGUAUGCCAGUAAAUUCAAAACCCCACUAAUGCUUGCAGAGGAAAGGUAUCGUGUGCAAAGAGAGGAGGCUGAGAGAAACAAGUCACAAGACACAACUCCCGCCACUUCACGAGUCACAUCUCCCACCUCUCCUCCAACUAGUAUGAUGCAAAUGAUGGGCUCAACCAAUGUUGCAAGUGAACAACACUCAGUUGCACACAAAACAGAGCAGUCAAAAGUGACCUCAGAGGUAACACAGACUGAGGAAACUCAGUUUAAAAGCAAAGUAUGCAUUUCAUCACAAGAGCCGCCCAUGAAGAACGCUCCAUCACAUAUCCCCCUGAGCAAACCUUUGAUCUCAGUGGGGGAAACGAAAUCAACCUCUGGAUCUGGAAAUAUUUCCUCAGAUAAGAAGCAUAUUACCACUGAUCAGUCCUCUAUGGUCUCUUCUGGGAAAGAACUCGCCUCAUCUGUUGCCUCCAGAAAACAUCAGGCUGUUUCCACUGGCAAGCAUCAGCCUGUUUCAGUCCCUGCUGCUCACCCUCACCAUGAGUCCCACAUUAAAGUCCAUUCUGGCGCUAAUGUGAUUUCAUCCUCAGUAGCUGAGCAGCAGAGUGGUAUGAAUGCUAGCUCACGGUCUAUCAUCUCCACUCAGAGCAUUGUCCAGGAAAAUGUACAUCUUCAAUCCCAAUCCGCCGUCACAUACGAAGCAAAGGAGGAAAAUAAUACUGACGCCUCUCUCACACAGAAAGUUGAAAAAAAUCCAUCUCAGCCCACCAAAAUCAAAAUUCCAAAAGUGACACCAAAUUUCAAGGUGAGAACUGUGAAGUUGCCGACAGAGAAGGAGGGGGAUAAAAGUGAGGUGGUGGAAAAAGAUCAACGAGCAGUGAAAAAUGAAUUACAUGUACAUCAAAUGGGUAUGGAGACUAUUUCUAAGAGUGAGACCAGAGUAGUUCAGGAGAGCACGCAGAUGGCCACCAGUAGCUCAGCAAAAAAUGAAGUAAAGGUGGCGACGAAUGUGAUACAGGAGAAAGCUGAGGAGGUUGAGAAAACUGCAGCUGCCAAGGAAACAAUGCUGGAGAUCCAAAGGACAACAAAGGCAAAGCAGAAAGGCAUUAAAGUCCCUUUUCCCAAAGAGCCAAAGCUAGUUCCCAUGCCAGUAGCUCAGGCUCCAGGGCACUGCCACAUAUCUGUCUCCCAUAGUCAACAGAGCAUGCAGGAACAUCACAUUCAGAAGCAGGAGCAAGUCAUUGUUAAUGAGAGAGUAGUUCAACAGAGCUUCCAGAAACAGGAACAGCAGGUUCGCACACAGAAGCAGCAGGUCAAGUCUUUCCAACAACAAGGAGAAGUAAGCAAAAUGCAGCAGCAUCAAGAGAGGUCGAAGGCAGAGUCUACGGCUGUCUCCGUGAACAUUGCAGGGAAGGCAGCAGCACAGACAGAAGCAGCUCAAUCAAUGGCGGAAAGCUCAGCUCAAUCAGUGGAGAGCACAGAUUCAGAGAAAUGUGUAAUGGUACAGAAGCUGCUAUUUAACAUUAAGCAGCUUCAUCCAGGGAAAAUGGAUUCAAACUCAGUGAGGACAAUACUUAGUGAGGUCCCUGUCUGGUUGAUGAGGGCGGAGGAAAAGCGUGAUUUAACACAGGUUGCUGUUCAGCAGAAUAAGAAGAAGCUCACAGAGAUCAUUUUCCAUGUGAGAAACCUAGCACAAGCAAAACUUGUAAACUUAGAAGGACAAAUGGCAGCCAUGGCAAAACAGGAUAGAGAACCAGCACCUGCAUCAUCACCUGCACCACCAACUGCACCAGCAUCUGAAAAUAAAGGAUUUGGAGGAGCAACAGCCAAGAUAUCUAAAACAAGCAUUGGCUCAUCAAGAGUCGAAACCCAUAAGAAAGUGGUUGAGAAGAAGAAGAUCUCUCGUGAGAGCAAAAAGCCGGAGCUGACUGAAGUAAAAGGUCCUGAUCCCAGAGUUCCCUCUCCUAUGCUUGCAACGCGAACACCUUCACCUACCUUCAUCAGCAUUGAAUCAGUGAGGAGAACAGACUCACCCCUCAUGGUGACCCCCUCACCUCCUCCGUCAUACAGGUCUGGUGCCACCCCAACCCCACCACCUCCCCCUCCCCGCACCCCUACCUCUCGGUUCUGUAGGGCCACACCCUCUCCCACCUUGAGCAGCUCAGAGAAGCUAGCCAAGUUGAAGGACACCACUGCGAAGCUCUCUCGGGGCAUGACCCCUCCCCCACCCAUGCCUGAGUUUCUGACCACAGAGCAAGCCUCUGACAGAGAGGAUUCCCCAGCGCUGAUUGAACCUGAGAUCCACAUGCAGACACAGGAGAUGGAGACUGGGACGACGACUCCGGAUGUGGCUGAUAUGGAUGACUCCAUGAUGACUGUCAGAGACAAGAAGUUCUUCUUUGAGGAAGCUCAGAAGGCAGAGGUGAGCAGGACAUACAUGCGGAAGGACCCCAUUGAAAUCCCGGAGCGCCUGGGUCCAGAGGAUCUAGAGGAAGUUCCUGAGGGUGUGAAUAUAGACAUAAUGAAAGAGGAUCUCCCUAGGCUUGACCUGUCAAAGCUGGUCAAUCAAUUUGAAUCACCACAACCAAAGCUGUUCAUCAGAAAAGAUCCCAUGAUCAUCACAGAUAGACUGGGAAGUGACACUGAAGAUCCAGAGGCAGACCCCAAAACGCCAAAAACUGAUGAAAAACCUGCCUUUAACAUCAAGGCCAUCAAGAAUGCCUUUGACUUGGGUGAUCAUAAUGCUCUCAAAGAAGUGAGAGAGAAACAAGAGGAGAGAGAGAGGAGAGAAUCAGAGUCUGCCGAACCGACGGGGCAUUCCGAAACAAAGUCCGUCACUGAGGAGUUCUCUGGCAUGGAUGAAUUUGGCAACAUAACAAGCGGGGUGAGGAGCGAGACCAGCAUGCACUCUGAGAGCCACAUGACCCGCCCCCUCCCUCCCUCCUAUGCCGACGUGGUGAAAGGGACGGUUGAAGAGAUGGCAGUUCCUGUGAAGGCCGCCACAGAGGACGUACUGAAGAGCUUCAACCAGUCCUGGGCCGAAACAGAGAGUGUGUUCCAGAAUCUGGGAUUCAGUGUCUCAGAACAGAGGACAUCACAGAUUGUAACACACCAGCAGGAGACUGUCGUGACGGAAAAUUCGAGUUCCAGAGUCCGAACUGUGCACGGUGUGUCGGAAGAGGGUGUAUCCGAUGGAGUGUCUGGUCGCAGACAAACACAAUUUCCAUAAAAGCUGCUUCCGCUGUGAGCACUGCAGUGGCAAACUAAGCCUUGGCAACUACGCCUCUCUCCAUGGACGAAUGUACUGCAAGCCACACUUCAAACAACUGUUCAAGUCCAAAGGAAAUUAUGACGAAGGAUUCGGACAGAAGCCUCACAAAGACCUUUGGAGUGCUAAAAAUCAAGAGU
Oncorhynchus tshawytscha (Chinook salmon) is the source of this 11832-nucleotide messenger RNA. RefSeq names its product xin actin-binding repeat-containing protein 2. Gene Ontology annotation, cellular component: stress fiber; focal adhesion. NCBI's taxonomy places the organism in Eukaryota, Metazoa, Chordata, Actinopteri, Salmoniformes, Salmonidae. The record is from RefSeq and is a predicted model, not a curated record. Gene Ontology annotation, molecular function: actin filament binding. The coding region runs from base 482 to 11653 and encodes 3723 amino acids. Gene Ontology annotation, biological process: actin filament organization; actin cytoskeleton organization. The transcript is spliced from 11 exons.